AUGGGGCCUCGCCGCAAUGCUCCCUUCAGUGGGCAUCUUUCUGUACCGUCACAAGUUUUAAAACCGUACGAUGCAUUUUUUAUUGUGAAGCGUGUUUCUGAAGUUAAAGAAUCGUUCCAUACCGUAUCACCUUUUCUUGUAGAAAAAGCUUUAACCGGAAGUGUAGGAGAAGUGGCAUCUGUUCGAAAACUUCGUUCAGGUGACCUACUCGUUAAAGUUGCAUCAAGACAACAAUCGAACAAAAUUUUAAAAUUGAAAUCUAUCGGCACAAUAAAAGUUACUGUUACUCCACAUGGUUCCUUGAAUUCCUCGAAAGGUGUAAUUUCUUGUGGGGAACUGUUCAAUGUCUCUUUGGAAGAAAUCACUCAAAAACUGCAAAGUCAAGGAGUGACCCAGGUGCGCCGAAUUUCUAUUAGGCGAGAUGGAAAACUCCUUAAUACUAAGCAUCUUAUUUUAACAUUUAACUCUCCAAAAUUGCCAGAGUCGAUAAAGGCUGGGUACAUGAAAUUACCCGUAAGACCUUAUGUUCCGAAUCCUUUGAGAUGCUUCAAUUGCCAGCGUUUCGGCCAUUCAAAGGCUAACUGCCGCGGGACUUUAACAUGCGCCCGUUGUGCAGUACCUGGCCACGAAAGUAAUGAGUGUUCAGCGAAAGAAAAAUGUGUAAACUGUAAAGAAGACCACGCCUCUUUCUCUCGCUUAUGCCCUAUCUGGAAAAGAGAAAAAGAGAUUAUUUCUGUUAAAGUUAAAGAGCAGGUGUCAUUUCCUGAAGCUCGGAGAAUUGUCAGAGCUCGUACACCUGCACUCGGAACAAACUAUGCUUCUGUUGUAAAGGGUCCACCAAAAACUGUAGGGAUCCAAUAUGACACAAAAGAUUUUAAGGCUAACUCUGAAACUGAUAGUUCAGUUACAAUAUCUGAAUCUGAUCAGUCUUCCAAUGUUACGCCAACUAUAAUCAAACACACACGAAAGAAACAUAAAUCUGCUUCCGAAAAAUCUCUGGCUCUCAAACUUUCAAAAAAAGGUCGUUCACAAAGAGACUUGAAGAAAAAAAUUUCGUCUUUAUCAGUCCGGAAUUCAGUCGCUUUGGGAUUAGCGACAGAGAGCUUAGCUCACAAGGACUUGCCGACCAUAUUUGAUAAACCCACUAGUCUUGAUCACCUUUCCCUCCAUCCGUCAGAGGAGGAGGAUUUUACAAUGAGCUGUGAUGUUCCAAAAACUCAAAGCAAUGUUGCAAAUGAUUUAUCUCCAAACAAUAUUUCUUAA
This is a messenger RNA of Argiope bruennichi, 1263 nucleotides long. RefSeq lists its product as uncharacterized. The transcript has a single exon. The record is from RefSeq and is a predicted model, not a curated record. Bases 1 to 1263 code for a protein of 420 amino acids. Gene Ontology annotation, molecular function: nucleic acid binding; zinc ion binding. NCBI's taxonomy places the organism in Eukaryota, Metazoa, Arthropoda, Arachnida, Araneae, Araneidae.